CACGUUUAAACACCCCAUUCUGUACGACCAGUGGCUGACGUACGUACCCGACUUGUAUGACAGUGCACAUCUUUCCCUCCCCCUCAUUUGUAUAGCAUGAACGGCAAUACAAGCAUCAGCAAGAAUGCCGGCCUUGCAUGACAAAUUUACACUGAAGUGUAGUGCUAUUUGGGCUACAGCCAGAACUUGUCAUGCAAACAGUGCCAAGAGGCAGAGCCUGGAUUUGGCUAAUUGCAUGACAAACGAGGGGGCGGGGAAGUUGUGCACUCUCAUAACUUGAAAAAAGCGAAUACCAUGGAAGAGAGGGACAAGUCUGUCAUGCCGCAGACGCACAGAGAAUUUCUCCAACAGCUCGCACUGGAACAGGUGGUAGACGAAAAAGGGUCCUCGUGGGUACUUGUCGAGGACACAGAGCAACAAGAGGUUCUUGUUCUAGAGGAGGCAGGAGAGGGACACGACGAGCAUGGCGGCGUGGCUGCAUCAAAUGACUAC
Messenger RNA from Amoebophrya sp. A120, 492 nucleotides. The record is from the annotation of a GenBank genome assembly. Lineage: Eukaryota; Dinophyceae; Syndiniales; Amoebophryaceae.